This is a messenger RNA of Pygocentrus nattereri (red-bellied piranha), 4617 nucleotides long. RefSeq names its product FCH and mu domain containing endocytic adaptor 2 (gene fcho2). The transcript has 28 exons. Lineage: Eukaryota; Metazoa; Chordata; Actinopteri; Characiformes; Serrasalmidae. Bases 279 to 3356 code for a protein of 1025 amino acids. Gene Ontology annotation, biological process: synaptic vesicle endocytosis; clathrin coat assembly; clathrin-dependent endocytosis. The record is from RefSeq and is a predicted model, not a curated record. Gene Ontology annotation, cellular component: clathrin-coated vesicle; cytoplasm; plasma membrane.
CCGCUGGGGUCGCUGUUUCUCCUUCAUUGAGCGAGCACACUGAAGCAGAGCCGCUGCCGGACUGUGGAGAAGAGAAGCAACUCCGCCGGUGGAGGAGGUGGAGUCUCGGGAUCAGAGGGAGGAAAAAACGACAAGCGAAGGGGAGGAAAAAAAAAGAGAAAAAGCCGCAGACACAACAAAACCGGGGGGAGGACGGCGGAUUAAGUGCGUCAAUUGAAACUGAAAUUCAAUUAAGGUGAAGGAGACGAGCGGCCGUAAAGAGAAGGGAGGACAUCAAGAUGAUAACGCCUUAUUUCCUGGAAAAUUUCUGGGGUGAAAAAAACAAUGGAUUUGACGUUCUGUACCAUAACAUGAAACAUGGCCAGAUCUCCAGCAAGGAGCUUUCAGAUUUCAUCAGAGAAAGGGCUACCAUCGAGGAGACGUACUCCAGAUCGAUGACCAAACUGGCCAAAUCUGCCAGCAACUUCUCACAGUUGGGGACGUUUGCUCCAGUAUGGGAUGUGUUUAAAGUGUCAACAGAAAAACUGGCUGCCUGUCACAUGGAACUGGUGCGCAAGCUGCAAGAGCUCAUCAAGGAAGUGCAGAAGUAUGUGGACGAGCAGGCCAAGGCACAUAAGAAGACAAAAGAGGAAGUGGCGUCCACGCUGGAAGCUGUGCAGAACAUCCAGAGUGUCUCGCAGGCCCUGCAGAAGAGCAAAGAGAACUACAACAGCAAGACCCUGGAGCUGGAACGCAUGCGCAAGGAGGGAGCCACGCAGAGAGACCUCGACAAGGCUGGAGUGAAGGUGAAGAAAGCCACAGAGGUGUACAAGUCCUACGUGGAGAAGUACGCCAGCACCAAGACGGAAUUUGAGCAAAAGAUGGCAGAGACUGCACAGAAAUUCCAGGACAUUGAGGAAAGCCAUAUCCAGCAUAUGAAGGAGAUUAUCCAGUCAUACUCUUGCUCAGUCGAGGACACGCACAAACAAAUCAUAGAGGUGCACAAAGAGUUUGUGAAUAACAUGGAGAAUACUUCCGCUGCCGGUCUGAUACAGAAACUGGCUGAGAGCAAAGGCACCGGCAAAGAAAGGCCAGGGCCCAUUGAAUUUGAGGAAUGCAAUGUCUCCAUUGCCACUGAAGGUGCCAAACCUAGAAAAAGGAAGCCCUUCACCAUUCCUGGUCGACGAAAAGACAAAGAUACAGAUUCCACUGAGUCUACGGAAGUUGAAGCCACUAACACUGCCAAUGGAGCUCCUCCAGAUUUUUAUGGAGCCAUAGAUAUCCAAAACGCUAAUGUGCCUCAGGUGGAUGAAGAGGGAUUCUGCAUUCGACCAGAAGUCAAUGAAAAUGAUGCCAAAGACAACUCCUUCUACUCGUCCAGCGAUUCGGAAGAAGAAGACGAGCGCAGGAAGUUCCAUGUGGAGAUCAAACCUGUGCAGCCCAACAACGGCACGCACCAGCACAAAGCCACCAUCGACGAGCUGAAGGCUUCCAUUGGCAACAUUACCCUCUCUCCCUCUGCUACGGUCCACAUGAGGAGGAACCAGUCCAGUGAUGAAUUGGGAAGGUCCAGAACGCAGCAACCAUCAUAUAACGAUAGGUUGGCGAAUAAUGACUUGCUUUCUCUGGACCCUUUUGGCCCUAGUGCUGGUGGCUCCACCUCCUCUGGAUCUUCUUCAGCAGCACCCCCUGCAGUAGGGGUGGUGUUUCAGCAGGAGCCUUCAUCUCCACCGGCUGACCAACCUGAAGCAAAAGAGGCUUUUGCUGGCUCUGUACCUCCCAAACUGACCUCUCCUUUGCCCCCACCGUCCUCAAGCCCACCUCCAUUCCCUGCCCUUCCCUCUCCUCCCUCCACCUCACCCUGGGACAUCCCAGAUGAGCCUUUCACUUCCCUUCUCCCAGCCCUGCCCCGAGCCACCAGCGUCCCUCCAACCCUUCCCGCAAACCUGGGGGACAUCAUUUCCCACAAGCCCCCACUCAGCGCUCCCGCCACUGGCACGGACACGCUGUCGUCCUGGACUCAGAGCCAGUGGGUGGCCUUUAAUGACGACUUUGUACCUUUUCGUGGGCCAUCUCGUUUACCACCAAGGCCUCAGUCCGUCCCUGCACCCCAGCUCCUGUCCAGCCAGGCCACAGACGCCUUUACUAAAGAGGAGAGUGCCCCUUGUCAGAUGGAGGACCACAGAGCACCACCAUCAGCUGGCCACUCGCAGGAUGUUCCACCUCCUAACAGGCCCUCAACCCCUCUCGGUACCGGCACCAUAGUGCCGCCUCCUCGACCCUCAUCACGGCCCAAACUGCCUGCUGGCAAACUGACUGGCAUCAAUGAGAUUGGGCGACCGUUUAGCCCUCCCAAAGUGGCCAACUCGAGUCCUCCUCCCACUGCUCCUCUGGCACGAGCUGAAAGCUCCUCCUCUCUGAGCUCCAACACCUCCCUGAGCGCCAGCAACACGCCCACUGUUGAGGACGAUGUGUUUGUGGGGAAACUGCCCACCUUUGAGAAGAGGUGUGAGACUCCAGCAGGGACAUCUCGUGGGCCCAGUCCAGUGACUUUAGCUUCCCAGGAUCCAUUGCCCAUAGCUGUGGCCUUCACGGAGUCUGUUAAUGCCUACUUCAAAGGAGCCGAUCCCAGCAAGUGUAUAGUGAAGAUUACUGGAGAUAUGACGCUGUCCUUCCCCAGUGGCAUCAUCAAGAUCUUUACGUCCAGUCCCUCCCCAGCAGUGCUCAGCUUUAAACUGAGAAACACCAGCAAACUGGAGCAAAUCUUACCAAAUCAGCAUCUCUUACACAGCGACUCCUCCCAGAGUGACACUAACACCAAGGACUUCUGGCUGAACAUGCCUGCACUGACAGCGUAUCUCAGGAAAUGCUCAGAGCAGAACCCUGUGUCCUCUUACUACAACGUGGACGUCCUCAAGUACCAGGUGUGUUCAAACGGAAUUCAGUCGACGCCGCUGAACCUCGCAGUGUACUGGAAGUGUGGGUCCAGCACGACUGACCUGCGUAUUGACUACCGCUACAAUCCUGAAGCCAUGCAGCCACCUGGGCCACUUACCAGCGUGCAGGUCCUAGUGCCGGUCAACGGUGGCGUCACUAACAUGCAGUCGCUCCCAAACGCCAUCUGGAAUACAGAGCAGAGCAAAUCAUUAUGGAAGCUGAAUGACAUCUCCGAGAAAUCUGAAAAUGAAGGCUCUGGCUCUUUGAGGGCAAAGUUUGAGCUGUCAGACGGCCCCUCAAUCCCAGCCACACUGGCUGUCCAGUUCUUCAACGAGGGCAGCACUCUCUCUGGCGUGGACAUGGAACUGGUUGGCUCUGGUUACCGACUCUCACUUAACAAGAAGAGAUUCACCUCUGGGCGCUAUAUGGCCGACUGCUGAGAUGUCACACCUGACGCACAUCUUCUAAUUGUUGGAAAUUUGAAGGUUUAUUUUUUCAUUGCUUUAUGAUGGAGGUUAAUGGGGGAUGGAACAAAAGGGCCGCCAACAUGAUGGCUUUUCUAAUGCCUUCAGUUCUUCUCAGCAUUUCUGAACUAUCCUUCCACCAGUAAAAAAAAAAUGCACCUUUUUGGGAAAGAGAGAUGUUUUUACUACAGUUAUGUAGCACUGAGUAUCAAACACUGUCUAAAAAGAAUAAUAAUUAACCUCCCUUCCCCAGAAAAAACAAAAAAACAAACAAACAAACAAAAAAAAAAACAGAAACUCGGAAUAUUAAUGAAUGAAAAGAAUAAGAAGUAAGUGUUAAUCUUGGAUACUUUUUUGAUUUUUUUCAGACUUUUAUAAAGUCAGAACUGUAGUGUUUUGAUAUGUAUAGUUAAUUUGUAAUAUGGAUUAUAUAUAACAUACAGCAUAUCUAAAACAAACAAAAAAAAAGAAUAUAUAUAUAUCUGCACUAACAAUCUUCCUGGCCAUUUGUAUAGAUAUUAAUCACUUCUUUGUAUAUUCAACCUUAAGUCAGUCACACUGACUAAGAAGCAAAAGGAGGGACAGGACAAAAAAAUGCCUCAGCAAUACUUUCAGGCAGCAUGAACUCUUAGCUUUUUGUCCAAAAAGGAUGUUUCCCCCACAGGUUCUUUCCAUGCAGAUUGUCUAAAGUUGUCCGAUCUGAUCUGGUCAUUUGAGGUUUCUGGGAUUCUGCCCAGUGUAGACAUCACAGAUCGAUCGGUUAACUUAAGCGUUAUGCAUAGUGUCUAAAACUUGCUAAUUUGUGUCUCUGUGUCUUGUUUGUAUUUCUCAUCGUAAAUGUGCAAUGAAGGUAUAAGCUGUCAGCUGCAUUAUGUAUAGAGUUUGUUUUAAUUUUAGUGCCAUUUCCACAUCACUGUCAAUAGUCCAGGUUAGUUGUGUGACUUUGUUCAAUGGGGGGGGGUAACUCAAACUGAACUCAGUGCCUCUUUUUCUUACCUUACCAAACUUGAAGAUCCCUGACAAACUUUUGCAAAACAUAAAAAGCACAUUGUUUUCCUUUUUUUUUUCCUAAGUUUUAAGUGCCAGUUCGGUUUUAUACUCUUUUUACUGGGAUGUUGAAGGGAAAGAACUGCCUAAAAUGGCUAAUUUACAUAUAGGCCUUUGUCUCCUGGAAGAAGAAAAAAAACAAAAAAAAAACAAUCAUUUUUAAUAGAAGGCGUCUUUUGCCUGUGUACUC